Messenger RNA from Camellia sinensis, 1305 nucleotides. RefSeq lists its product as uncharacterized. The record is from RefSeq and is a predicted model, not a curated record. Lineage: Eukaryota; Viridiplantae; Streptophyta; Magnoliopsida; Ericales; Theaceae.
UAUGCUACGAAGAAAAUUGCAGAACUGGAAAUGCAAAUCACCGAGAAAGACAAAGUGAUUUCAGAUUUACGCGCAGAAGUGGACAAACUAAGGCAGGCGAAUGAGGUGUAAAUGUUGCAUCUUGUUGGAGGUUUUGGUUGUUUGAUGCAAAAUAAGGACGAUGAGGUGAAGAAACUCACCACUGAAAACGCUGAAUUGCAAAGGGCAAUUAAAGUUUUGGAGGAGCAGCUUGCUGAGCGCGAAGUGCAUAACGUGACUCAAGCGUUUCGUGCAGUAGACGUGAAUGUAGAGGGUGUGAACUAUGGUUUGAUGGGAAACGAACAAGUUACUGACCUAACAAACAAUACGUCCCCAAACAGGGUGUUUGCAGUGAUUGGGGAUGCAGUUCUAGUGCGGGAUGUCAUGCUAGUAAGGGAACAGACCAACAGUGUUAGUGAAAUGCAGCAUGGUGUAAUAGCUGGAACAGAGGUGGUAGUUAUUAGUCCAAACAUGGCUGAAGGUGGUCGGUUGAAUGUUUGGAAAAAUUCAUUUAUGUGGGAUGUCAAACGCAAAGAUAGAAAGGGGUUAACAGUGACAGGGGUUGAGUGCGUGGGUGUAAGUGGGCAGAUGAGCAAUUCAAACGUGGUGCAUGUUCCUCCAUCUACAAGUAAUGUAGUAUGCAAUGCCAGAAACAGUGGUAGCACAGAUGUAAUUGAUGUGGACGUACAUCUAAAGAAGAAAUCAGGAUUUGACAUUAACAACAGACACGCGGUGUGGAAAAUGAUGACAGCUGCGGAGAAGAAAAAGAUAACCGAUGCAUAUAACAGGGAUGGUGAUAGUGCUGUGAUGUGGGACGGGCAGGGUCACGGUGUUGCUGUGUAUUUCACCGAUGUGAAAUCUCUUGUGCGCCAAUCUGAGAUACGGGGGAAUGUGAUCGAUGCAUAUGCUGUGCUGUUAAGUGCUGAGCAUGAGAGGAUAAAUGAGGGCGUUGAUGCUGCAGACAAAUCUUAUUUCUUCAGUAGUAUAUGCAUAGUAAGUUUGUGCCUGUAGAUGUUAUGUUUGGUUAUGGAAGGUCAUAAUGUGUAACAUGUUUGCAUGGUGAUGCAGGACAUGAUGAAGAACAACAACGUACGCUCAAGGAAUAGGUAUGUGCUGGAUAACCUGCAUGCAGCUAAGCUCUUCCGUUACGUACAUUUCCCGAUUUGCAAAGAAUCACACUGGACGCUGGUCGUGUAUGACACUGAGGAUGGGAGUUGGAAGCAUUUUAAUUCGAUAAGGACGAGGAGCGGAAUUGUGGACGUACACUACAUAGAGGUGCUUUCCCUG